Molecule: messenger RNA, 2650 nt
Organism: Daphnia magna
Lineage: Eukaryota; Metazoa; Arthropoda; Branchiopoda; Diplostraca; Daphniidae
Exons: 5
Coding region: 1430-2401 (323 amino acids)
Source: RefSeq, a predicted model, not a curated record
AACGUCGUAUUUUAAUAGGCUGGAAUGUCAAACGAAUCAAGCUGGCAUUACAUCAACGGUCUCAUUGUAAAGAGGUAUGUUGAAAAUCAACUAUUACAACUUGGUAAAUUGAUUUAAGCACAAUUAGUGCAGCCAUGUUUUUUUUUCUUCUGUAAUCAAUGCUACUGUGAGUGUGAAUUAUCACAUGUCAGGAAUGUUAGAUACAGUAUAAUGACAGACUCAGCCAAUUCUGUUUUAGCAGAAAGUAAUGUAAUUAGUUGAACUGCUCUUGGCCAAAGUUUUUAGCUUGUCUCUAGACAUUUAGAAUCUUGUUGUAAACAAAGUAUGUCUGGACAGUUAUUGGCAUGCAAAUUCUUAAGAUAAACAGCGCGAGGAUUACACAUGCUCGACUAACGGUGAUACAAAGACAAGACAUGGAAAACCUAGACAAGGAUAUCAACAUUCGACAUACUUGUUGAUUGACCGGUGGCCUAGUAAUUGACUCAACAUGACACGAUGGACGUCAUGCGAUUUCAGACAUUUUUCAAACAAGUCAUCUCAUUCGUCACAUUUUUAAUUUUUUUUCAAGAACUUGUAUCGAUGAUAGUUACAUCUGCUUACCCUGUGGUUAUCGCAAGUGGGGGAAGGGUGAGAAACCAAACAUUCCGGAAGCUUUCUAGCCUUUUCCAGUGUGCAGAGUGGUCCUACAAGUCAGUGCGUCUACUUUUUUAAAUUGUUAGUUCCUUUUGUUAUACUUUAGGUGGAGAUGAUGAAAUCGUCUAUCAAAUCAGGUAUUUUUAAAAACAAAAAAAAAUGUAUGACAUACGUCUUAUUGUAAAAAAAUAAUAAUAAUUAACUAACAAGCAUCGUAGCUAAUUACCCAAAGAAUGUAUUGCUUCGAAAUUAUUUGUCCACACAUUUUUAGAACCUGCCAAGGAAAAUGACAGGUGACAUGUGUAAAUGUAGUAAAUUGAGUAGAUUGGCGGCAGUAUAUGGAUGGAGUUUUGAAGGUGGCAAAAGGUAACUUGGCCGUUGAAACGAUUUAAGAAAAUAAACAAUGGUUAUGUUUACGGUGGAAUUGUUUACAAAGAUUCAAACGCCGUAAAAGAAACUAUUUCAGUUGGCUACCUUUUACAAUUAACAAAAACGUUACUUGUCUGGCAGCUGAAAGGGAAUGCCAAAAGUGACUAGGUAGUCAAACGACUUGAAAAGGAGGAGGAGACAUUCAGUCCGAAUCACGAUAAGCACACGAAUUGGAUGAGCCAGAAAGAAGAUCACUAUAAAACAUUUCUUGACAGUCGUUAGACGAUCAGCCGAUGGUGAACUUCAAGUGUCAGCGGAUUUUUUGUUUUCAAAUACGGAAUACAGUGUAGCUUCGCCACCUGAAAUCGCGUUUGAAUUUAAAGUGACUUUUAGUCUGAAUAAGCAUUUUUGACGUUCACCUCUUGAAAUGGUCAAAUCAGUGCUAGAAUGUCUGCUGUUCGUAUUUUUAGCUACGUCGGUAAUAACUUCGUGUUUGGCGACUGCUGUCGGUGAUCCUGCCCUCAAUUCCAAACUGUCUUCCAAAAAUCCUGUAGAACCUGUUAAAAGACUAAGAAGCCGUGAGGGACAAGCUCUCCAAUCCGAGGUCUCAUAUGCCAAUUAUUUCCCAGUACCAACUCACCGUUACCCUACACCGGCAUUUAUGUCAUCUGGAAUUAGUUAUCCUCCGUUUGACCAACCAUCGACCUAUGGCAAUUUUUAUCCCAUACCUGCUCCAGCCCUGUACCACAACCCACACCAAGUCCCUGUGACCCCGCCAUUUGAGAAUUUAGCUCAUGUUGCUGAGAAAUACUACCCCACAUUCAACGAUUUGGCUCCUUAUUUGAAAUCCCCUGGAAAUAUUGCCUCCCGGGUGUGGCAGAAAAUUCCUCCUGUGCGUCAAAUCGCCGAUAGGACGAUCAAAGCCAUCAGUUCAGUUGUUGGACUGACUGUUAUAGUUCCUGCCAUCAUACUAACAGCUGUUUUAUUCGUGGCAUUUUUGGCGAUCCUGUCUCUUUUCCCAGCCGUGUCGGCGUUUGGACGCAGAGACUUUGGUCGUGAUUGGUCUACCUUAAACGAGCUCAAUGACAUCCUUCACUUUGAUCGCUUUCUGCCGUUACAACAGUCCAGGGCUUUAGCUUCUUUAGCUGCUCGUGUCCAUGGAGUCCUCGAAACCUACAUGGAUGGUUUCAAGAGCGAUGCAUGCCUCGAAAGAUAUUCUUGCGAAGCAGGAAAAAUGACUAGCCGGCUAGGCAAGUUUACAGAGCCAGUUAUUUCGUUUUUGGAGCCUCUAGUUCCUUCUUACUUGUACAGAAAGCUGGAGGCGUUCAAAAACGGUGCCCGUAGUGGCCUGAUGGCCGAAUGCCAUGAAUUGAGAUGCAGCCUUUCCUUUUUUGGAUGAAAACAAUUUUUCGUUGCCAAAAUAGUACAACUUUCAAGAUUCUUUUAAUCUUGUGUUUGUUUGUUUUUUACCAUGCACCUCUUGUUUUUAAUUUAUGAGACUUUGAAAUCGUGUCUUUUACCUAUUUAAAAAAUGCCAAGCAAGCUGAUCUUGUUGUUUUAUUUAUUAUACUAUUUAUGUUUUAUUAUUGUUUUAUCAUUUCUCAUCAGAGAGGCAGAUAAUACAAAGAACGUCAUGGUUAGUACAAAA